AUGGCGACCGGCCCGCCGUGCCUGAGCCUGUGGCUGUGCCUGGCCGGGCUGCUGAGCCUGCGGGCGGCCAGCGCGCUGCCCCUGCGCCCCGACCCGCGCGACGAGGUGCUGGCGGCGGCCUUGCAGCGCCUGCGGGAGGUCUUCGACAUCGAGGAGCUGCCGCCCGACGUGCUGCCCCGCAAGAAGCCGCCCCAGUUCAUGGUGGAUCUCUUCAACAAGGUGGCCGACGCCAACGGCAUCACCCGCGCGCCGGGGCUGCUGCAGGGGGACGUGGUGCGCAGCUUCGAGGACCGAGUCCACCUGGACCACCACCACUUCUACUUCGACAUCAGCGCCAUGGAGAAGGGCGAGCAGAUGCUGAAAGCCGAGUUCAGGGUCUUCAAGCUCAAGAGGACACGGCGGUCCAGAAGGUCCGAGGUGCAACACUUCUGCAAAGUGGAAGUGUAUGAGCUCUUGGAGAGUGAAAAUAAGCCACAGAAAAAACAUCUCAUUGCAUCAAGAUUAUUGUCCCUCUACGGAGAAGGCUGGGAAGUCUUCAACGUCACUCAGACAGUUUCCAAGUGGGUUGGAAACAGCAGCUCCAACCAUGGCUUUUGGAUAAGGACGACACAUGUUUCCAAGAAUGGAAUGGAACACGACGUGGUUACAUUUGCCAAGAGCCAGGGCUCUUUUCAGGAGAGUAGAAAUGCUCUCCUUAUCCUCUUCACGAACAGUAACAAACGGAGGUCUCACAGCUUUGUACCCUCUGCUGCAAAAUCAGAAGCAGGCCGUGUUUCCCAUGAGCCUGAUGUGGAAAGCAGCAGUGGCAGCACGAGCAGGAGAGCCCGCGCUGCCAGGAGCCCCUUGGCAGCGUGCCACCGAAGGGAGCUCUAUGUAGACUUCCAUGCUAUUGGCUGGUCAGGGUGGAUUAUUCACCCCAGUGGAUACAAUGCCUUUUAUUGCAGAGGAUCCUGCAUCUUCCCUUUGGGGGAAAGUCUAAAUGCAACAAACCAUGCUACAGUUCAGUCCAUUGUUUAUACACUGAAGCUGUCUCAAGAUGUCAGCAUGCCCUGCUGCGUGCCAGAUGAAUUGAAGUCCCUCAAUCUCCUCUACUUUGAUGACAAACAGAAUGUCGUCCUUAAAAAUUAUAAAGACAUGGUGGCAACAAGGUGUGGUUGUCAUUAGCAAGACUUUUUUUUUUUUCUGCAUUUGAUGUGCACCUGGAUUCAGUUCCCCAUUUGCCACUGAAGAUACCAAAGGAGAUGGCAUUUCAGUUCACAGGGCAGGAGAGAGGGAAACUGGUCCGAGCUUCAAAUCCUUCUCCUCUCACCAUGGCUGUGUGGAAAGGUGGCUGGCUUAUGGAAAGCUGCAGACUUUAAGAGUUCCAUGAAGAACUCUUUGAGUGCCUGAACACCAAGGAAACUAUUAAAAUCAGGAACUUGCUAUGUGAAGGAAUUGAAACACAUUAAGUUGACUGUUCAAAUUAAGGUCUUACUCAGUAUACCAAGGCUCAGAAUUACCAGUGAUUUAACAGGCAUGGCAUCCUGCCUCAAUCCAGGAUGAGAUGCAGGUGUCUCAGUAGCAGAGCCUUAAUCAGUUUUGGCUGCAUGAUCCAGUGGGGAUGUGCAGCUCUCAGGGUAAGUAUUUGCCCAGAGAUAAUUUUAGAGGUCUCUACGACUUGCAGAUCAUGCAUUACCAGGAAAUGGACUUCUCCCUCUGAGCUUUAUGCAGCUCUACCAAGUGCAGAGACCUCCUCAUAAGUCCCUAUGGGACUUGCUAGCCAGUCUGAAGGAGCCCAUGGGUCAGUAUCUGUCUGGGAAUCAGCUUACUUGUCUUCUAACUCAGGGCUGCACCUCGGUGUGGUGAGGCCAGUCUCUGUGAGGGCUGUUUGGAAGUAUGGCAACAGAGCCUGCCCUUGUGUAUUUGCUGUGCUGUGGGAUCCUAAGCUUGGGUCAGAACCCUCGUGGUUUAGCAAAAAGAAAGAAACCCAUGAAGCUUUGGAGGUCCAUGAGGAUAUGCUAGAUACUGGCCUGGCCAGGUGUCUGAGGUGAGUGUGCUGCAAGGUACUUGCUGAUUCCCUUCCCUUCAAGGAAUAGGGGGACAUAGUCUUGGAUGGGGUCCCUUGAGAUCUUCCAGUCUUGCUACAGUUUCGUGCAGGUAACCAGCCCAUUGCCGUUCCUCAGUCAAUUCACUGAGUUGGAUCUCAAGCCUGGUUUGGUUUCUUGUCUCCAUUAACCCUUGAAGGAAGCUGACCUCUCACAGAAUGUGGUAUCUCCCAUGGGCAGAAUCUUCAUGGAGAGUUUUUUUUACUUCAAUAAGACUUAAAAAAAGAAAAAAAAUAUGUAAUUUUUUUCUGUAAAUAUUGAUAUCUGUAAUAAAUUUAUUUUAUUUAAAACCCAACACUUGGGGAAUAUUAAAUUAAUCUGUAAUA
Molecule: messenger RNA, 2410 nt
Organism: Oenanthe melanoleuca
Lineage: Eukaryota; Metazoa; Chordata; Aves; Passeriformes; Muscicapidae
Product: bone morphogenetic protein 2-like
Exons: 5
Coding region: 1-1164 (387 amino acids)
Biological process (GO): SMAD protein signal transduction
Cellular component (GO): extracellular region
Molecular function (GO): growth factor activity; cytokine activity
Source: RefSeq, a predicted model, not a curated record